Molecule: messenger RNA, 867 nt
Organism: Zonotrichia leucophrys gambelii
Lineage: Eukaryota; Metazoa; Chordata; Aves; Passeriformes; Passerellidae
Gene: SNX22
Product: sorting nexin 22
Exons: 6
Coding region: 69-599 (176 amino acids)
Molecular function (GO): phosphatidylinositol phosphate binding
Source: RefSeq, a predicted model, not a curated record
CUGCCCGGCCCCGGCCCCGCUCCGGGCCGUGAUCGCCGUGUCCCGGCCAUGAUCGCCGUGUCCCGGCCAUGAUCGCCGUGUCCAUCCCCGCGGCGGAGCCCCCGGCGGCGGCAGCGCGCAGCCCCGAGCGGGCGCACACGGUGUUCCGCGUGGAGGUGCUGUGCAAUGGCCGGCGGCACACGGUGACCAAGCGCUACAGCGAGUUCCAGGCGCUGCACAAGCGGAUCAAGAAGACCUGCAAGGUGCCCGACUUCCCCCCACGCCAUGUGCCCAACUGGAUGCCCAAAGCGCUGGAGCAGCGCCGGCAGGCCCUGGAGGUUUACCUGCAGGGUGUGCUGUACCACAACAAGGAGCUGCCCCAGGACAUCCUGGACUUCCUGAAGGUGCGGCGGUGCCAGCAGAGCCCCAAGGGCAGCAGCCCCCCCAGCACCAGACUCCUGCCCCCCCAGCGCCCCACCGUCGGCUUCUGCUCGGAUCCCUACGUGCGGCCACACGGCCCCGAGCUGCUCCCCAACACCGUCCUCAGCGGGGUCCUGCAGGGCCUCUACCUGCCCCUGAGCUGUGUCCCGGCCUGGCAGCACCCCCAGCCUCUGGAAUGAUGAGUUCCACCCAGCACCUGGGGAUGCAGUGGGGAGAGAAAGGAUCCUUGUGGUGAAACUCACCCCUGCCUGCUGGGAGAAGCUGAAGGGACGUUGGGAAUGCUCUCCCACCACCAUGCAAAGUGCCUUUGUUGGCAGAGCAGGAGCUCUGCCUUCCCCCCUGCUGCUGUGGGCUCGCAGAACGAGCCCUUGGAUGCUGAGUGGUGCUGGAAAACCUCCCUGCAUCCAGGCUUUGGUGCAAUAAAUCUCCUGGAUUUGACUGACUGGC